Molecule: messenger RNA, 966 nt
Organism: Grus americana (Whooping crane)
Lineage: Eukaryota; Metazoa; Chordata; Aves; Gruiformes; Gruidae
Product: olfactory receptor 14A16-like
Exons: 1
Coding region: 1-966 (321 amino acids)
Biological process (GO): G protein-coupled receptor signaling pathway
Cellular component (GO): membrane
Molecular function (GO): olfactory receptor activity; G protein-coupled receptor activity
Source: RefSeq, a predicted model, not a curated record
AUGUCCAACAGCAGCUCCAUCACUGAGUUUGUACUCAUGGCUUUUGGAGACACACGGGAGCUGCAGCUCUUGCACUUCUGGCUCUUCCUGGGCAUCUACCUGGCUGCUCUCCUGGGCAAUGGCCUCAUCAUCACUGCCAUAGCCUGCGACCACCACCUCCACACUCCCAUGUACUUCUUCCUCCUCAACCUCUCCCUCCUCGACCUGGGCUUCAUCUCCACCACUGUUUCCAAAGCCAUGGCCAAUUCCCUCUGGGACACCAGGGCCAUCUCCUACACAGGAUGUGCUUCUCAAGUCUUCUUCUUUUACUUUCUGAUGUCAGCAGAUUUUUCACUUCUCACCAUCAUGUCCUAUGACCGCUAUGUUGCCAUCUGCCAACCCCUGCACUACGGGACCCUCCUGGGCAGCAGAGCUUGUGUCCACAUGGCAGCAGCUGCCUGGGGCACUGGGUUUCUCUAUGCUAUGCUGCACACGGCCAAUGCAUUUUCUAUACCACUCUGCCAGGGUAAUGCUGUGGACCUGUUCUUCUGUGAAAUCCCCCAGAUCCUCAAGCUCUCCUGCUCGGACACCUACAUCAGAGAGGCUCGGCUUAUUAUGGUUAGUGCCUGUUUAUUCUUUGUGUGUUUUGUUUUCAUUGUGCUGUCCUAUGUGCAGAUCUUCAGGGCCGUGCUGAGGAUCCCCUCUGAGCAGGGACGGCACAAAGCCUUUUCCACGUGCCUCCCUCACUUGGCCAUGGUCUCCCUGUUUAUCAGCACUGGCAUGUUUGCCUACUUCAAGCCCCCCUCCAUCUCCUCCACAUCCCUGGAUCUGGUAGUCUCAGCUCUGUAUUCCAUCGUGCCUCCAGCAGUGAACCCCCUCAUCUACAGCAUGAGGAACCAGGAGCUCAAGGAUGCAGUUCAGAAACUGAUGACUAGAGGUUUAUCAGAAGCAAUAUGCUGCCCAUGUCCUCCUACAUAUCACUUCUAA